Messenger RNA from Ostertagia ostertagi, 780 nucleotides. NCBI's taxonomy places the organism in Eukaryota, Metazoa, Nematoda, Chromadorea, Rhabditida, Trichostrongylidae. The record is from the annotation of a GenBank genome assembly.
GGAACGGCUUGGAUUGAAGGUGUCGCGAUUUUGCUCUGUGUUGUUGUCGUUGUUCUGGUCACAGCUGGUAACGACUACUCCAAGGAGAGACAAUUUCGAAGCCUUCAGGAGAAAAUCGAAACCGGUCAGAAAUUCUCAGUGAUCCGUGACGGCGAAGCUAUCGACGUGCCAGUGUCAGACCUGGUGGUUGGUGACAUCGCCCGGGUGAAGUAUGGAGAUCUCCUGCCGGCCGACGGCUUCCUUCUUCAAGGGAACGACCUCAAGAUUGAUGAGUCAUCGCUCACCGGAGAAUCGGAUCACAUCAAAAAGACUGUGGAAUCGGAUCCUGUAUUAUUGUCAGGUACUUACGCUAUGGAAGGCUCGGGUAAAAUGGUAUUGACCGCGGUCGGUGUGAACUCACAGACCGGUAUCAUCAUGACGCUUCUCGGCUCCGGUAAACCUGGUGUUGCUGGUGCCGACGAAAAUUCCACAUCAAGUUCGUGCUUCAGAGUUUUGCCUAGGCAGGAUCGGCAUCACUUCCUUCUGCCCAUAAUAUACAACUGUAAACUUCCUAUUGUACCAUAUCCUUCUCAAAAGUACACUUCAGCUUCAUCGAGCUCGUCCAGCUCCUCAUCAAGUUCUGGAACAACAGUCGCUGGCAUCGCCUUGAUCGUAUUGAUCACAAGAUUUUGUAUCGAGCACUACGUUCGCGAUGGAAUCCCAUUCAGCAUUGCAGACAUACCAGAUGUUCGUCAAAUUCUUCAUCAUAGCCGUUACGAUCCUGGUGAUAUCGAUUCCUGA